AUGGCAUCAUUCUCAAGUUUUCGGUAUCCCGCAAGGUUCGGACCCAGCAAUCUUGGACCACUCUGGACUGCUCUCUUCUACGGAGUUCCCCUAGCCAAUGUCGCCAUCCAUCUCGCCUGGCUGGCUGCCCUCCAUCCCAUUUUCUCUUCGCUCCCAGUCGACCGCAGGCGUCUCUCAGAAUUUCUACACAAGUACUUUAUGCUCAACUCAAGUCAUCCCCGCCUACUCACCUUCUUCACCUCGGCCUUUAGCCAUAUCCAGCCUUUACACCUAUUUGUCAACAUGUCAACGUAUAAAACUUACGUUGAGUCGUUUUACUCACUGGGUGUAUCACCUCUACGUUUUGUUGCGCUAUCCCUCGGGAGUGCAAUCGCCGCUUGUCUUUGUCACAUACUCAACGCCCGGAGAGGACGGGGAGCAAAGAAGAAUGCAGAGAGAACGGCUGUUGGAGCAAGCGGAGCCCUGACUGGUCUCGGCACGGCACUGGCGUGUAUGUUUCCUACAAUGAAGGUUCGUCUUUCCGGAACAAAUCAGGUGCUUCCCUUGCGCGUUGUCGUUCUAGGAAUGUUUGCCGUGGAUGCCUACUGCCUGAGCACUGAGCGAGACACGGGGGUGGGACACGCCGGACACCUUGGAGGCGCAGCUUUUGGCUUAGCAUACUUUCUGUGGAGGAGAGCCACAGGUGCUUUUACUUUAUAA
Colletotrichum orchidophilum is the source of this 699-nucleotide messenger RNA. RefSeq names its product rhomboid family protein. The record is from RefSeq and is a predicted model, not a curated record. Lineage: Eukaryota; Fungi; Ascomycota; Sordariomycetes; Glomerellales; Glomerellaceae. The coding region runs from base 1 to 699 and encodes 232 amino acids. Gene Ontology annotation, molecular function: serine-type endopeptidase activity. The transcript has a single exon. Gene Ontology annotation, cellular component: membrane.